CCAAACAGGAGAGGAGAGAGUGUACAUCCUCACCUUGUUUCCAGUCUUACGGAGAAGGCAUGCAGUCUUGCACCGUUGAGGAGGAUGCUAGCUAUAAGUUUUCUGUACGUUCUCUUUAUAAAGGUUUCUCGCCGUUUCACCAACGACGGGCAGUGAUCCGUGCACAAACCAAGCAGCGGGGGAAGAUAGAUCACCAAGAGAAGUGGUUCUGUUUAUCCACAAACACCUUGACAACUUGCAGUGAUGGAAAAGGAGACCAGGCAAGAUAUCAGGUCCUGUUGGUUUUAUGUCUUUCCUGUCCUCAGAAAGGUUAAAUGAGCCGCCUAGAGUAACACAGCUGAUUACGGCAAGCUGGGCCAAGAAAACAAGUUUCUGAAUAGUCGUCUGUGAUGGCAGGUGUGGUGUACCCCAGACAGGCCCCUGUGGACUUAGACAUUUACCAAAGCUCCUACAUGGUCAACUAUAAACCGUACGGGAAGCACAAAUACUCCCAGGUCACAUCGCAAGAGCAAAUGAAGCUGGACACCCAACUCCGGAACAAAGAGUUUUAUAGGCCAAUCCCCAGCCCCAACCCCAAGCUGGAGGAUGGAUACCCUGCCUUCAAAAGACCUUUCAUGACUGCCAAAGACCUGGGACGCCCUGGUUUCUUCCCGUCACAGGACCUGGUGACCACUGCGGAGGACGAAUGCAGGUUCACCAGUAUCUGCCCUUCCAUGUACCCAGUUUCCCAUGCUCUGUACCUGGCCCAUGGUGACCCAAACCUGGUCCACCAGAGCGCCGACUUUCCAUGCCUGCUGGAGCCCCAGCGCCAGCCUGCUGCAGAGGAGGACAAAGGCUACAUCCUACUGCCUGGCUGCUCCUGUCCUCAUCACUGUAGAGUCAAGGUCCCCAUCUUGAACCGAUGGGGGCCCUUGAUGCCAUUCUACCAGUAGGAAGGUGAGAAUGCCUUCCAGGGGCACUAUGGAAAUCCUUCCCUCUGACAAGGAAAUCCCUGCUCUGCCCUCGGAGUACAGAGAGGAGAAGCGAAAAUAAAACCUGGGAAAGAUGUU
Equus caballus (horse) is the source of this 1049-nucleotide messenger RNA. The record is from RefSeq and is a predicted model, not a curated record. NCBI's taxonomy places the organism in Eukaryota, Metazoa, Chordata, Mammalia, Perissodactyla, Equidae.